AUGGGAAAGCAAAUGUCAAAUCAAAGGUCCGAAGCAAAAAAUAACGAGGAUGUCGUAUGUAAUCACGCUCAGACGAACAAAUUAACGAAAACAAGUCAGGUAUUAUUAUCAACAGCAAUGGUUAAGGUAAAAGGCAGUGAUGGACAAACUAUCAUCGGUAAAGCACUAUUAGACAAUGGAUCCCAGUCUAAUUUUGUCACAGAAGAAUUCGCUAAAAAAUUAAGUCUAAAGUUUACAAAUAAUCAAAUAGAAAUUAAAGGAAUUAGUCAGCAUGUAACUCACGCUAUGAACUCGGUUAACUUAAGCAUGACUUCACGCUUCGAUACAUUUGAAAUGGAUAUACUAUGCAUAGUAUUACCUAAAAUUACGCAAAGCGUGCCGACGUUUGAAUUCAUCAAAGCUGAUUGCAACAUUCCGAAGAAUAUUAAGUUAGCUGACCCGAAUUUUAAUUUAGCAGGUAAAAUAGAUUUACUGCUCGGGGCAGAAAGAUUUUGGGAAGUAAUUUGCGUAGGCCAAAUAAAGCUAGGAAAGAAUCAGCCGGUAUUACAGAAAUCAGUGUUAGGAGGGCUCGUAUCAGGUACUAUCAGUAUAUUUUUAAGUAAGCAAAAACAAACGAGUUGUAAUCUGAGCUUAGCUGAGGAUUUGAAUAAUACAGUGCAUAAGUUUUGGGAAAUAGAACAGUAUGAAAAUUCGAAUUUUGUGACUCCUGAGGAUGAGUACUGCGAAACACAUUUUAAAAAUAAUUAUAGUCGUCAGUCAGAUGGCAAGUUUGUCGUUAAGUUACCUGUAAAAGAGGAAGUGUAG
This is a messenger RNA of Pseudomyrmex gracilis, 804 nucleotides long. RefSeq lists its product as uncharacterized. The coding region runs from base 1 to 804 and encodes 267 amino acids. Lineage: Eukaryota; Metazoa; Arthropoda; Insecta; Hymenoptera; Formicidae. The transcript has a single exon. The record is from RefSeq and is a predicted model, not a curated record.